Molecule: messenger RNA, 782 nt
Organism: Anopheles funestus (African malaria mosquito)
Lineage: Eukaryota; Metazoa; Arthropoda; Insecta; Diptera; Culicidae
Product: endocuticle structural glycoprotein ABD-4-like
Exons: 3
Coding region: 155-556 (133 amino acids)
Cellular component (GO): chitin-based extracellular matrix
Molecular function (GO): structural constituent of chitin-based larval cuticle
Source: RefSeq, a predicted model, not a curated record
GGUGGUUCUAUUCUUUCAUUAGCAUCCACUAUCAGCUACCGUACUGGGUUUAGCCAGUCCAGCAUCAGACCGGCUAGUACUUCGUCCGACAUCCAGCUACAGUUUGUUGGUUCUAUCCGUUGGCUCAAGUUUUCUUCACAUCUUCUCACCAACCAUGAAGUGUGAAAUUGUUCUUCUGUUUGCAUGUGCAUCCAUCGCACUGGCCGCACCGCAAAGGUCAGACGCUGAAGCAGAAAUCCUCCAGCAAGAAAACAACAUCGAACCGGACGGAAAUUAUCAGUACAGUUACGAAACGGCCAACGGUAUCCGAGGUCAGGAAACGGGAACGCUCAAGCGUGCCAGCAGUCCCGACACGAGUGAUGUAAUUGUGGCGGCCGGUUCUAUCAGCUAUACCGCACCCGAUGGCAGUGUGGUCGAGCUGAGCUACACCGCGGACGAUGAGAAUGGGUUCCAGCCGUCCGGUGCGCACCUUCCCACGCCACCACCGAUUCCGCCCCAGAUCCAGAAGGCGCUCGACUAUCUGGCCAGUCUGCCACCGUCGAACCGGCGGCGCUAAGCGUUCUUCUCAUCAUCUCGAGCAAAACCGGCCAAUACUCAGCGCAAACAAAACACCCCCAAAAAAACCCUUUACAAUUACACUCACAACAUCCAUGAAACACAUUCACACACACACACACACGAAUCAGAUGGCUUCGCGAUUCGUGAUCUUUUCCGAUCGUACUUAGGCUUACGGCAAAUGAGCAUCAAACGCGUAAUAAAGCACGCACAAUGAAAAAAGAAAA